UUUAAUAAUACGCCGUCGCGACGCAGCCACGAGCGCAAACAAUUCUCAAGAAACAACAAUUAAUUUGAAAUACUUAACUACUUACUUACCUACUUACUUACGCCACAACUUGUGUACUUAGCGAAAUAUUUGUGUUGCUUACUAUGCACGUAUGUAUGUACGCAUGUGUGUGGGUGCAAGUGCGCUGGUGUUUUAUCUAAAUGCUUAUAAGUGAUUUACUGUUUUUGGACAUCUUCGUCGUUUUUUGGUGGAACCAAAAAGAAGUUUACAAGUUUUUGCAAAAAAGCGAAAAAACGAAAAAGAGAAACUUUGUUGUUAGAUUUUAAAGAAAAACUCAAUUAAACUUAAUUAAAUUUAAAUGAAGUGCUGAUAGUUUUGCUCAAACAAGUUGCGGAAGGAAAAGUGUAAUAUUUGUAGUUCAACGCCUAAACCGUAAAGUGAAGAGAAAAAACAAGUGCAAAUAAGAAAUACAAGCUUUGCUUUGAGCCGCUUGCAAUAAAACAUAAACAAAAACAAAAAUACUUACAAACGUACUUCACGUAUUUCCUAGUUUGCCCAUGCAAGGCGCGUACACGCAAUUGCGGGCGCAGAGUGUUAAAUACAAUAACAACAACAAACUAAAAAAAGUAAACAAACCAACGGGCGUGACCAAAAGGGGCUCCAUACAAAAGGGCUGCUGUCGUCACGUCCAUUUUGCUUUCUCUCGCAGCGAGUCAGAAAAAUCGCUUGAAUGCGCAUUUGUUUUGACCGGCUGUGCUUCGCUACCAAGAGGCCAGCCAACACAGAGUAUAGUGAUAGUGAUUCACCGCAUUCACUGCCGCCCGAUCGAUUACAGAACAAUAAUGAGCAACGCAAGCGGAAUGUCAUAACGACCAAACCGCCAUCCAGUAAUAAUCACAAUUUGAAUCCCGCCCAACACACAAUUACACCUUGGACAGUUACCAAUAGCAAUAGCACGAGUAACGGUAAUAGUAAUCCAAAUAAUACCACUGCACCCUUUGGUCCGGCUACUACACUUAACGCCUUAGAUCCACCGUCGUGCAGAGCGUCGACGAAAAACGACGCGCUUUCAGCGACAAAUCUCAACGGCACGCAAACCACAACUGCUCCACCACCCACUAAAGAUAUCAACGCGUUGUAUGCAAAUUUAACCGAUCUAGCGGUCACAGCAACAACUCCAACAACCACAACGACAGGCGAAUCAGCAACCGCAGAUACUUUGGCGGCAUCCAUAGCUGCGGAAGAGCGACAAUCGUUUCGCCAAAAGUCAACAAUAAUUAUUGGAAAAAAAUCCACAACAGCCACAAAUAUCGUUCAGAAGGAGGAGGAAUAUAGUCAAUUUAAUAAUAGCACAGACAGUGGCAUUGGCAACAGUUUAAGAGGCAGCAGCGGCAGAUAUUGCCUAGCGCAAACAAACGCGAACGAGGUGCGAGAAAGCAGCAUCUCCAUUGCCCAUACCGACCCGAACGCCUCCGCAACCACUACAAGCACAUCUGCCGCACAUAGUGCCGUUCUGCGUCACGGCGCGGACAACGUCACGGCCAACGGCGUUAUCGCUAACGAAGAAGAAACAGACGCGAAGACUGAGGGAGAGGCAGACGCUGUUCAAUCGAGCAAAAACACCGCCACCAUGCAGCAGGAGCCGAAUGCCAACUUUCAGUUCCAACCCGAUCUGGGACUGGUGAACAACAAUAAUUUGCCCGCGCUCACCGGAAUCGGUAGUAAUACGGACGGACUACGUACGUUUACUUUACCACUGCAACAAGACGUUAUCGCGCAAACUUUGAUUUACGGUACCGUACCGACGACCGGCGCUCCGCACAUAAACUCGCUGCAACAACAGGAACUGCAAUUGCAACAGCGCUAUCACCAGCUGCAACAGUUGCAAGCCCAGACACAGGGACUGUUUUUGAAUACGAACGCGCCAGGAACUGUUGCUGCUGCAGCCGCUGCCGCUGCUGUUGCGCAAGGUGGUACGCCCUUCGUAGUCGGCACACCACCGCAAUUAUACGCUGCGCCAUCAGUGGCCGACUAUUGUGUGGCACAACAGCAAAAACUGCUCAACGAACAAAUGCAAGGAAUGUGCAUAGCAGGCGCGAACGCCUCACCUGCCACCAAUACGAUGGCAACGGGCAACUCGUCCAUAAACUCACUACUCGAUUCCUCAGCCACAAUGAAUAUACUCAAUAAUAGUUAUGUGCCAACGUCGCCGCAGGAGGAACGCUUCAUGCAGAUUAUUCAGGCGAAAGAACUGAAAAUUCAGGAGAUGCAACGCGCGCUGCAACAAAAGGAUACAGAAAUCGCCGAGUUGAAAUCACAUCUGGACAAAUUUCAAAGUGUGUUUCCAUUUAGUCGUCAUGCUAGCACGGCCACCACACCGGGCGCAAGUGUGCAGCAGCGGAAAAGUGGUCAAGCCUAUCAGCGGCAGCGAGCGCAAGGCAUUUCGGCGGAGCCGCAAAGUGAAUCCUCCGUCUUGCUGGAGCCGGGCGCAUUGCCGAAAUACGAUAAGGAUGAGAGAUCACGUGAACUCAUCAAAUCCGCCAUAUUGGACAAUGAUUUCAUGAAGAAUUUGGAUAUAACCCAGAUACGCGAAAUUGUCGAUUGCAUGUACCCGGUUAAAUAUGCGGCAAAGAGUCUCAUCAUCAAGGAAGGCGAUGUCGGCAGCAUUGUUUAUGUCAUGGAAGAGGGUCGCGUGGAGGUCUCGCGCGAGGGUAAAUACCUAUCGACACUCUCCGGUGCAAAGGUGUUGGGUGAGUUGGCCAUAUUAUAUAACUGCCAGCGUACAGCGACCAUUACCGCUAUAACGGAAUGCAAAUUAUGGGCCAUAGAACGACAAUGCUUCCAAACGAUAAUGAUGCGUACUGGCCUCAUACGGCAGGCGCAGUAUACAGAUUUUCUCAAGAGUGUGCCCAUCUUCAAGAACCUGCCGGAAGAUACUCUUAUCAAAAUCUCAGAUGUGCUCGAAGAGACCCACUACCAAAUGGGUGAUUAUAUUGUACGUCAAGGCGCACGUGGUGAUACCUUCUUCAUCAUAUCGAAGGGGCAAGUGCGCGUGACUAUCAAACAACCCGAUACGCAAGAAGAGAAAUUCAAGCGCACACUCGUCAAAGGUGAUUUCUUCGGCGAGAAGGCGUUGCAAGGCGAUGACUUGCGGACAGCCAACAUAAUUUGUGAUUCUGCCGAUGGCGUUACUUGCCUAGUAAUCGAUCGAGAGACGUUCAACCAACUCAUUUCGAAUUUAGAUGAAAUUAAGCAUCGCUACGAUGAUGAAUGUAUAGUAGAGCGUAAAAAAAUUAAUGAGGAAUUCGACAAUGUGAAACUGACCGACUUGCGUAUUAUUGCCACACUUGGUGUUGGUGGUUUUGGUCGUGUCGAACUGGUGCAAAUUAACGGUGAUAAUAGUCGCUCGUUUGCGUUGAAGCAAAUGAAGAAGUCACAAAUUGUCGAGACACGCCAACAGCAGCACAUCAUGUCCGAAAAGGAGAUUAUGGGCGAGGCCAAUUGUCAAUUCAUUGUGAAAUUGUUCAAAACGUUUAAGGAUCGCAAAUAUUUGUAUAUGCUAAUGGAAAGCUGUCUGGGCGGCGAAUUGUGGACAAUAUUGCGCGAUCGUUGUAAGUUCGAUGAUGCCACUACACGCUUCUACACCGCCUGCGUGGUGGAGGCAUUCCAAUAUCUGCACUCGCGCAACAUCAUCUAUCGUGACUUGAAGCCGGAAAAUCUGUUGCUCGACGAAAAGGGCUACGUGAAGCUAGUGGAUUUCGGUUUUGCCAAAAAACUACAAUCCGGUCGCAAAACAUGGACUUUCUGCGGCACACCAGAGUAUGUGGCGCCUGAGGUGAUAUUGAAUCGGGGGCACGAUAUUAGCGCUGAUUACUGGUCACUGGGUGUGCUGAUGUUUGAGUUGCUAACGGGCACGCCUCCAUUCACUGGUUCGGAUCCAAUGCGUACCUACAACAUUAUAUUGAAGGGCAUCGAUGCCAUCGAAUUUCCGCGUGACAUUACGCGCAAUGCCAGCAACCUGAUUAAGAAAUUGUGUCGCGAUAAUCCAGCUGAGCGUUUGGGUUAUCAACGCGGUGGCAUCAGUGAAAUACAGAAGCAUCGAUGGUUCGACGGUUUCUACUGGUUGGGCUUGCAAAAUCGUACACUCGAGCCGCCAAUCAAGCCAGCCGUGAAGAGCGUCAUUGAUACCACGAAUUUCGAUGCCUAUCCACCAGAUCCAGAAGGUCCGCCGCCAGAUGACUUAACCGGCUGGGAUAAGGAAUUUUAGAUCCAUAUUAGAGUAGGAGGGCCAUACAGAUUUUAUAGAAAAUGGAAAAAUUCUUAAAUAGGUUUAAAAAAAAAACAAAAAAACAAAAACGCGCUAAAACGUGACACUGUAAAAAUAUGCAUAAAUUUGUGUUUGGCUGUUAUUUUUACAAAAGCAAAAGAGCAGAAAAGUUGCUAAUUUCUACAAUACACACACAAUUUUUCAUGUGCUUAUACAUAUUUACCGUUACACAUUUACACGAUUUUGCAAAUAAACACCACACCAAUACAUACACAUAUCUAUUUUUAAUUGAUUUACAUACAUUCAUUGAUGCAUAUGUGUGUGUGUAUGUAUAUUUUAGAGCGCACGCAAGCGUUUCGCAAAGAAUUUACGUUAAUUUUUAAAGGAUUUUUAUUUUCUAUUUAAAGUGUAUUUUUAAAAUUACUUGUAUAUUUAUGAGAUGAGGAGGAAUGCAUACAAAUUUGGUUUUAUAUUUCUACCAUUACUUACUUGCUUAGUUUUGUAUGUAUGUAUUUAUGUAUAUUGCUUUUAUAUUUCACAUUUAUAUGUACAUGCGGUUGUAAUUUUCAACGAAACGUAUGCUGUAAUAUUUGAUGAAAUAAUUAUAAAAAAAUAUCCAUGAAAUUACUGAGCGAUUUUGUUGCAAUAUAUGUAAGAAUUGAUUUAAAACAAAAACAAAAAAAAUAUAAUUAGAUUUUUAAUUAGUUACAUAAAUGUAAAGAAAAUCAUAUUUGUAGAAUUUUAUUAAAUGUAUUUAUGUAUGUGGUAUAUUUUUUGCAUAAACUCAUACACAUUAAAACGCGCCUAAUCAAAACUAAAUACAUACAUAUUAACGCACACACACAACACAACAUAAUGCCGACAGGCGUAUAAACACACAAUUUUGCAUAGAUGAGGGAUUUUUGCAUAAAAAAUAGCUACUUUUAUAAAAUUUAUACAUACAUAUUUACUGUCUCUGUACCUACUUAUAAAUACCUAGAUUUACAACAUUUAUCGUCUUGCUGAUUGUGAGUGAAGCGAAUGGCGCACAAUCGAAUGUACGAGUACUAAGUUGUUAAAAAACGAAAAUGUAAUAGAAUUCACCUGCUGUGUGCCUUUUGUUUAUUUUGUUUUGCAAAUAUGCACUUAAACACAUGUUUGCCAAAAUAUUAAUUAUUAAUUAUAAAAUAUUAAAAAUUAAAACUAAAUACCCUAAAUAUAUCUAUUAUGUAUUGUAAAUUUAUGUAUAUGAAUAAAAUGAUGAGCAAGUAUGAAUUGAGCGUG
Molecule: messenger RNA, 5530 nt
Organism: Anastrepha obliqua
Lineage: Eukaryota; Metazoa; Arthropoda; Insecta; Diptera; Tephritidae
Gene: for
Product: cGMP-dependent protein kinase, isozyme 2 forms cD5/T2
Exons: 9
Coding region: 731-4267 (1178 amino acids)
Biological process (GO): protein phosphorylation
Molecular function (GO): ATP binding; cGMP-dependent protein kinase activity
Source: RefSeq, a predicted model, not a curated record